Messenger RNA from Canis lupus familiaris (dog), 768 nucleotides. Its product is annotated as melanoma-associated antigen 10-like. Gene Ontology annotation, cellular component: nucleus. The coding region runs from base 1 to 768 and encodes 255 amino acids. The transcript has a single exon. Lineage: Eukaryota; Metazoa; Chordata; Mammalia; Carnivora; Canidae. Gene Ontology annotation, biological process: negative regulation of transcription by RNA polymerase II. The record is from RefSeq and is a predicted model, not a curated record.
AUGGUCUUUGGCCCCCCAGAGGAGGGGUCUGCUACUCCCGCGGCCCUGAGUGCUCCCCAGAGCUCUCAGAGUGCCGACCGCUCCCCCAAUGGUGGGGCAGCUGGUGGCCUUGGCCAGCCCGAGCCUCCUGGCCCCAGCGGCCCAGGGGAGGCGGGAGAUGAGGAGCCCUUGGUGGAGGGCAGUUUCCGCAUGAAGACGGCUGCCCUGGUGGUAUUCCUGCUCCUCAAGUAUCGCAACAAGCAGCCCACCAGCAAGGCAGAGAUGCUGGAGGUCUUCACCCCAGAAUACCAGGACGACUUCCCCGCCAUCUUGAGCCAAGCGUCCAUCUGCUUGCGGCUGGUCUUUGGCCUAGACGUGAUUGAAGUGGAUCCCAGGGAGCACUCCUACGUCCUCAACCCCAUCCUGGGCCUCACCUGGGAUGGGAUGCUGAGCGAUCAGUGGGGUAUCCCCAAGACCAGCCUCCUGGGGCUGGUCCUGGGGUUGAUCCUCCUGCAGGACGGAUGUGUCUCCGAGGAGGUGUGGGAGGCUCUGGGGUUCACGGGGAUGAAAGAUGGCCAAGAGCAAAUCGUCUGUGGGGAGCCUGGGGACCACCUCACCGUCUGUGUGCAGGAAGGCUACCUGGGGCGCCGGCAGGUGGCAGGCAGCGACCCUGCCCGCUUUGAGUUCCUGUGGGGGCCCAGGUCCUCCGAGGAAACCAACAACCUUCAGGUCAUGGACUUUAUGCUCCAGGUCGGUAGCAAAAACCUGGGGUCCUCCCUGGUCCUGUGA